Messenger RNA from Paramecium tetraurelia, 1062 nucleotides. RefSeq lists its product as uncharacterized. The record is from RefSeq and is a predicted model, not a curated record. Gene Ontology annotation, molecular function: ATP binding; protein serine/threonine kinase activity. Gene Ontology annotation, cellular component: cytoplasm. Gene Ontology annotation, biological process: protein phosphorylation; signal transduction. The transcript has a single exon. NCBI's taxonomy places the organism in Eukaryota, Ciliophora, Oligohymenophorea, Peniculida, Parameciidae.
AUGCUUUAAAAUAAACCAUCUAGGUCACUGUCUCAUCAUACUAAAAUCACAGAUUAUAUGAAAAAAUUUAUUGAAACUAAUUAUCGAGUAUCGAUCCCAUCGUCCAUGAAAUAGAGUAGAUAAAAUAAGCAGAAUAGAUCGAUUGAUAAAACAUCCAAUGUUUUUAAAGUAUUUGAAUGGUUAAAAUAGGUAGACCUUCCAAAUGUCUAGCAGAAUGUUUGUCUGAAACAAAGUUAACACAACAAAUAAGAGAAAGAAAGAGAGUUAUUGAUUCUAAAAGCACUCCAAAAGUAUCAUCAUCCUUGCAUUAUAGAACUGAGACAUCAUUUUAUGAAUAAUAAUCAAACAAAUAUGCUCUUUGAUUUUAUGCCCCUAAAUCUCACUUAAGUAAUUUAGGGACACAGGUAGAGAAAUAAAGAAAUUCCUCUAAUAUUAAUUAAAUCAUUCGCAUUUUAACUUCUAAGAGCAAUUACUUAAUUACACGAAUGCCAAAUCUGUCAUAGGAAUAUACAGCCAGAUAAUAUCCUAAUUAAUAAUAAUACCUUUGAAUUAAGAUUGGCAGACUUUUCACAAGCGAAGUUUUUAAUUGAAGGAGAAGAUUCCAUUAACAACGUUAAUAAUGUAAAAUACAGAGCUCCAGAAUUGUUACUUGGAACCACCAAGUACAAUAACUCAAUUGAUUUAUGGGCUUAUGGCUGUGUAAUUUAUGAGAUGUGGACAUUGAAUGCUGUUUUUGAAGGCAACACACCAGAGGAAGUUAUCGCAGAGAUAAUCAAGAUUCUAGGAGUGCCAAAGAAGCAUGAAUUAUAAUCAAUGAAGAGUUAAUUUGAGGAUAUUAAGAUGCCUCAAAUAAAGAAAAAGGAAUGGGAAUUCAGUGAAACAAUGGAAUUCAUAAAACAGUUUAUUAAAUACAAUCCAACUUAUAGAGGAAAGGCUCAAUAAUAUCUGAAUCAUUCAUUCUUUAAGGAUGUUCUAUCUGGUUAGAUUCGUCUAAAUGGAAGGGAAUUGCCAAAUAUAAAAAACCUUAAACCUUAUGAGUUAGAAAUAUUAAGGCUAGAAUGA